AUGGACCCCGAUAGCUCUUCAGAAGAUGAUUCCCUACCAAUGACUAUGGUACGCUUAUCAACACCUACAUUGGAAGAAGGACGACCCGCUGACGAUGCCACGGAUCGCACGGGAUUGCUUGUAUCAUCUGCACCAUCGUCAGAUUCGAGACCGGUCAAUCGCCACCGAUCAAGUAGGAGACGAGAUACAUGGAGAAAAGGACAAAAGAAAGUUAAUACUGGAGCGAGACUAUAUGCUGUUUGGUUCUUGAUUAUCUUUCUGGUAAUCCUAUUCGCACUAGUCGGGCUGCGAGAUGUCAAGCAAAAAACGCAACCCAUCAAGCCUGUGGGAUUGAUUAUCGCAAAGAAUGGAGCUGUCGCAUCAGAAGAGAUUCAUUGUUCUAAUAUUGGUGUGGAUAUAUUAAAGGCUGGUGGAUCAGCCGUGGAUGCUGCCAUUGCGUCGCAGCUCUGUAUUGGUUCAAUAAACAGCUUUUCGGCCGGAAUUGGAGGAGGUGGUUUCAUGAUUAUACGUGGAACUGACGGAAAAACAGAAGUAAUAGAUUUCAGAGAAACGGCUGCAGGUGCCGCAAACAAGACGAUGUAUUCUAAACAGCCUGAACUUGCCAAGUACGGAGGACUUAGUGUUGGAGUACCUGGAGAGAUAAGAGGAUUUGAACUCGCACAUAAAAAGUUUGGUAAAUUACCGUGGAAGAGUUUGUUUGAGCCAUCAAUUAAAAUGAACCGAGACGGCUUCACAGUGCCACCUGAACUGGCAAGACGAAUUCAGAUAUUCAAAGAAUUGUUAAAAAAAGAUGAAGGGUUGGCGGAACUAUAUAUGCCUAACGGUACUUUACUGGUAGAAGGAGACUUGUUAAAAAGAGAAAAUCUGGCCGAUACAUUGGAAUUAAUUGCCACAGAAGGCGCUGAUGUUUUCUACAAUGGAAGCAUAGCAAACGCACUUGUGGACAAAAUCCAACAAGAGGGCGGCAUAUUGACACUUGAAGAUUUUGCAUCUUAUAACCCUAUUGUCCGCGAGCCAGUCGUCGGAUAUUAUCAUGGUCGGAAGAUAUCAACAGCUCCUGCUCCGGCAAGUGGUCCGGCGUUAAUUAAUAUAUUAAAUAUACUAGAGGGUUAUGAACUGAAGGUAGACGGGCCCACACAAGUUAACGUACAUAGGAUUGUAGAGGCACUUAAGUACGGAUUCGCAAGAAGAACAGAAUUGGGUGACCCUGACUUUGUCAACAAUACAGCAAAUAUGGCAGAAAUGCUCACAAAAGACUUUGCAAGUCUACAAAGAGGAAACAUAUCUGACGACACGACCUUUGACCCAGAAUAUUAUAAUCCUCGAUUUGAUGUACAGGAAACUCAUGGAACAACUCAUGUAUCCGUUAUGGAUAAAGAUGGACAAGCAAUUGCCCUGACUUCAACGGUUAAUCUAGUCUUUGGAUCUCUUGUAUUAGAUCAAAAGACAGGAAUACUGCUUAAUGACGAAAUGGAUGAUUUCUCUAUACCAGGAACACCCAAUUUCUUUGGUUUAUAUCCAUCUCCUUUCAAUUACGUCGCACCUGCCAAGAGACCACUAUCCUCGUCAGUACCGGCAAUAAUAGAAAAUAAUGGCGAGGUCGAGAUGGUGCUUGGUGCCAGUGGUGGCGCCAAGAUAAUAACAGCUACUCUACAAGCUAUAAUAAAUGUCUAUGACUUUAACAUGAACAUUUUGAAAGCAAUAGACGCUCCUCGCGUACAUCACCAGCUAUUGCCAAACCAGGUCAUAAUUGAAUCCGGAUACCCUCAAGAACUCAUUGAAGGGCUUGUAUUGCGAGGACAUAAUGUGACGGUUGUCGAUAUUUCUCAAGGAAUGUCCGAAGUACAGGCUGUUAUGCGCUUCAAAGAUGGACUGCUGAACGCCGCAAGUGAUUUUAGAAAAAACGGAAUGGCUGCUGGUUAUUAA
Paraglomus occultum is the source of this 1926-nucleotide messenger RNA. NCBI's taxonomy places the organism in Eukaryota, Fungi, Glomeromycota, Glomeromycetes, Paraglomerales, Paraglomeraceae. The record is from the annotation of a GenBank genome assembly.